Pararge aegeria (speckled wood butterfly) is the source of this 772-nucleotide messenger RNA. It is a transcript of the gene Blos2, whose product is annotated as biogenesis of lysosome-related organelles complex 1 subunit 2. Gene Ontology annotation, cellular component: BLOC-1 complex; gamma-tubulin complex; BORC complex. The record is from RefSeq and is a predicted model, not a curated record. Gene Ontology annotation, biological process: endosomal transport; lysosome localization. NCBI's taxonomy places the organism in Eukaryota, Metazoa, Arthropoda, Insecta, Lepidoptera, Nymphalidae. Gene Ontology annotation, molecular function: gamma-tubulin binding. The transcript has 4 exons. Bases 240 to 677 code for a protein of 145 amino acids.
UCAAAUACAUCAUUAUGAAUUGACUUGAAUUGUCUGCCAAUUACAAUUUACACUUGAUUUUACAAUUUCCAAGUUAUCUACGAAGUCCAAAACGUAAACUAACAACGUCUUCAACACUAAAACUUCUAAUUUAAAUUAAACGAUAUAUUUAUCCAAGCUAUUGAGUCACUAAACCGAAGUACCCGUGACUACGUUAUUAUUACAAUUAGGUAUAUCGAGAUACGAGACGGAUACCAGCGAUGUCCGAUGAAAAUGUUGACAAAUGGGCAGGAGAAGCGCACAGCAGAGAUUCAGCCUUGUCAAGAAGUUGUUCUAGUUUUGAAAUGCUGGAUUCCCACGAUCCUGUUAUAAGUCGCUUGGCAACUAAUCUCUUUAAGAAGACAAAUGACUAUUUGCAGGGAGAAAUGGCUGCUGGGCAGGACUAUUAUACCCUACUGGAAGAAAUCAAUGGAUUAGCUACUUCCAAACAUGCUGAUGUACGGAACUUAGCUGUCAACCUUAGCAAAACACUGAAUGAAUAUAAUGAAAAGUAUGAUUCCCUGAUUGAGCCGCUGCUACAUCAUAUCGACCAAAUCGACGCUAAAGUUACAGCUAUGGAGGCAAACGCUUAUCGCUUGGAUAGCUAUACAAAACAAUUGAAAGCUUGUUUCAAGAGCCUACAGGAAGGAAGGAAGUGAAGCUUUUAUUUAAACUCGUAUUUACUGGCUAAGCAAAGUUAGCAUUGGAAUUAUCUAAAAGUAAAUUGCCAAUCCAAUAAAGAUUUCAAACACCA